AUGGCGGCUAAAGAAACUGAAGCCAAAGCUAGCUUGUGGCAGCAGUCUAAAGUUCAGAGGGGGACGCUGGAAACGUGGCCUGUUAGCUGUAAGGACGAGCGAUCCGUUGUUCCUAAGCCCCAAUUAUUGAGAGAGUUGGAUGACUACUUGAAGAAAGAGCUGGAGUUAUUAGGCAACCCUCGACGCGGAACGCACCUGCUGAGGCUCCAAGCUCAGAGGGAAGUAUUUGAUCGCUUGGUAGAGAACUUCACUGCUUACAAGCCAUUGCUCGCUUCCAUUAAAAAUGAGUAUGAUCUAAUCGUUUUUGAUCAGGAACAAAAGAUUAAGGAGCUGCUUCCAUUACAGGCCAAGCUACGCUCAAUGAGGGAGGAGUAUGAACAAAAAAUCAUUGCAUUGGAAGAAAGCGGUGACAAGAAACAGGAUGGGAAGGAGAAGCAGCAGAAUCACCAGUUGCAAAAAGAGAUUGACACAUUAAUGGAAGAAGAGCUCUCCUAUGAAGUACUGGUAAAAAGACUACAAAAGGAGGUAGCUGAUCUAUAUGAGAAGUACCGUUUUGAGGCUGAUGCAAGGAGACUUCUAAUUGCGGACUACAAUGACUUGAAAGCUAAGCAAAACGAUGAUCAAGAAGAUGAAGAAGUACUUAUGGAAAAGGAAGACCUAGUUAUUUUGAAAUUGAAACUACGACGUGUCAAGGAGGAUAUUCAUGUUGCCAAAAAGCGUAUUAAUGAAGUAAUGACUGUUUAUGGUGACGUUGUUCCAAAGAGAGCAUUUGAAUUGAUUGAAAGUUCCGUCAGAAAG
Amphimedon queenslandica is the source of this 798-nucleotide messenger RNA. RefSeq names its product translin-associated factor X-interacting protein 1-like. Gene Ontology annotation, cellular component: cytoplasm. The transcript has 9 exons. The annotation marks the transcript as partial. The record is from RefSeq and is a predicted model, not a curated record. Lineage: Eukaryota; Metazoa; Porifera; Demospongiae; Haplosclerida; Niphatidae.